This is a messenger RNA of Chaetomium strumarium, 1011 nucleotides long. RefSeq names its product Snf7 family. Lineage: Eukaryota; Fungi; Ascomycota; Sordariomycetes; Sordariales; Chaetomiaceae. The coding region runs from base 256 to 903 and encodes 215 amino acids. Gene Ontology annotation, biological process: late endosome to vacuole transport via multivesicular body sorting pathway; vesicle budding from membrane. The record is from RefSeq and is a predicted model, not a curated record. The transcript has a single exon. Gene Ontology annotation, cellular component: multivesicular body.
ACGGACUCUCCUGUGGACCAUUUCCGACAAGACCCCACCCAGCCCGGCACCCCUCCCCCUCAUUGGCAUGGUGCUAGGGAUUGGAGGUUCGCUCCGGGUCGCAUUCCAUCUUGUCAGUGGAGGCAGCAACGACUACAUAGGAGACCACCAUAACUACGCCGAGAGCAUACGGCAGCACCCAUUACAAGCCAUCCAACCGAGGACACAGAGCAAAUACACGAGAGGAGAUUAAAGCCAGAGCAGACACCCACCAACAUGAACCGCCUCUUCGGCACCACCGCGCCCAAGGCGCCCAAACCGACGCUCAACUCGGCCAUCAACAACCUCGACACGCGCAUCGCGUCCAUCGACGUGAAACUGGCCGCCAUCAACGCCGAGCUGCAAGGCUACCAGACCAAGCUCUCCAAGAUGCGCGAGGGGCCGGGCAAGACAGCGCUCAAGCAGAAAGCGCUGAAGGUGCUGCAGCGGCGCAAGCAGUACGAGGCGCAGCGGGACCAGCUCACGUCCCAGGUGUGGAACAUGGAGCAGGCGCAGACGAUGCAGGACAACCUCAAGAACACCAUGGUGACGAUCGACGCGCUCAAGAGCACCAACAAGGCGCUCAAGAAGGAGUACGGCAAGGUGGACAUCGACAAGAUCGAGCGGCUGCAGGACGAGAUGGCCGAUCUGCUGGACGUCGGGAACGAGAUACAGGAGAGCCUGGCCAGGAGUUACGACGUUCCCGACGACGUGGACGAGGCCGAGCUGGAUGCGGAGCUGGAGGCGCUGGGGCAGGAGGUCGAGUUGGAACGGGAGAUGGCUGGCACGGAGGGCGCGUUGCCUAGUUUUAUGCAGGAUGAGGUGCCCGAGUUCAUUGACGAGCCGCCUGCUACUACGGGUAAGGUUAAGGAGGCUGCUGGUUGAGGUGUCUGGGUAGCAUUAGGGGGAAAUGGGAGUUUGGGAGUUUAACUUGUGGGAGAUUUGGCAUUUCACCAUGUGAGAGGCACCAUGUUCGCGGAUAGACUUCUAGCA